Acipenser ruthenus (sterlet) is the source of this 4481-nucleotide messenger RNA. Its product is annotated as transmembrane protein adipocyte-associated 1 homolog. Gene Ontology annotation, molecular function: G protein-coupled receptor activity. The coding region runs from base 338 to 1480 and encodes 380 amino acids. The transcript has 12 exons. NCBI's taxonomy places the organism in Eukaryota, Metazoa, Chordata, Actinopteri, Acipenseriformes, Acipenseridae. The record is from RefSeq and is a predicted model, not a curated record. Gene Ontology annotation, cellular component: plasma membrane. Gene Ontology annotation, biological process: G protein-coupled receptor signaling pathway.
GUGAUUGGGCUGUUGGACUGUCAGUCUUGCUUUGCUUUGCAUUUUGAGCACAAGGGUUCGUGAGUAAAGACCUUAACAACAUUGAAGAAAGAAUAAAUAAAUAAAACGACACUCCCUAGGUGGUUCUCGCAAAGGAAGUCCCCCUGCUAAGGGGAACGGAAAACGAAGAGAAAGAGCGAGAAUUCCCCAGUCAGGUGACAGGAGUUUUUUGUUUUUUUCCACUUAUAUUUUAAUAAACAAAUACCAGGACGUCCUGAUUUUAAUGCGCUCGACGGAGGAGUCUUCUCGCCACACCGAAUCAAUGUGAGGUGACAGUUACGGUUUUGUCUGCAGCAGGAUGUUGGAAGAAGUGACUGCUGUGGUGAGGUUUGCCGUCUAUGGUAACGGAAGCACGUCUCUACCACCAGCGUUUGAGAACACGUCUUCAGUGCCACCAACAUUGCACCCUGACAGUGGAGCUAACAUCACCAAGCCUCACCAGUGUCUCCAGGUUCUCUAUGAAGAUAUCGGAGACUCACGAGUCCGAUUCUGGGAUCUGCUGCUACUGGUCCCAAAUGUGGCGUUCUUUAUGUUUCUGCUCUGGAAACUGCCGUCCGCCAGAGCCAAGAUAAAAGUUACAUCCAGUCCCAUCUUUAUCACCUUCUACAUCCUGGUGUUUGUUGUGGCUGCAGUGGGGAUCACUCGUGCCAUAGUCUCCAUGACAGUCAGUGCUUCAAGUGCUGCUACCAUCAUUGAUAAGGUUCUCUGGGAGAUCACGCGCUUUUUCUUGCUGGCCAUUGAGCUCAGUGUCAUUAUACUGGGACUAGCCUUUGGUCACCUUGAAAGCAACUCUAGCAUAAAGCGAGUUUUGGCCAUCACCACUGUGUUAGCACUGGCUUAUUCCAUUACCCAGGGGACUCUGGAGAUUCUGUAUCCUGAUGCUCACCUGUCCGCAGAGGACUUUAACAUCUAUGGUCAUGGAGGAAGACACUUCUGGCUCGCUAGUUCCUGCUUUUUCUUUCUGGUCUAUUCCCUGAUUGUCAUUCUUCCAAAAACUCCUUUAAAGCACCGCAUAUCUCUUCCAUCCAGGAAGAGUUUCUACUUGUAUGCUGGGAUUCUGUCCCUGCUGAACCUGGUUCAAGGCCUCGGCAGUGCACUGCUCUGUGCAGAGAUCAUAGAAGGACUUUGCUGUGUUGACGUGACCACCUUCCUCUAUUUCUCUGUUUUUGCACCUCUGAUCUAUGUGACAUUCCUUCAAGGAUUCUUUGGGUCUGAGCCAAAGAUCCUGUUCUCCUACAAAUCUCAGGUGGAUGAGCCUGAUGACACCGAUGUCCACCUGCCGCCCACCUUUGGUGUGGGGAAGAAAGACGCCUUCGAUUCCUACUCCAGCACGCAGAUCGACAGCUCGGGGGCCUACCUGGAUGAUGUUGCCUCUGCUCAGUACCCCGUCGGCAGCAUCAACAGCAUUGACAGCGACCGCUGGAGAAUCAUGAAUGCCUAGAGCUACUCGUAGCCUGCAAGCACUGGGGUUAGACAGGGGAGGGGGUGGGGAGACCUCCCCCUGGCCUGGUUUUCACUGCAGACAAUUUCAGUCAUGGAAUGUUAGAAGAACUUAUACAGGAUUUUAUAAAUCCAUUCAUGAACAUACGUGACCCCCCAGCUCGGAGCUUCCUGUCUUUAAAGAGACGCCAUCCGAGUUUGCUGGCCUGUGAUUCAUAACACCCACUAGUACAAGCAUCGGCUUUUAACAGCUGAAAAAAAAAAAAAAAAGGUUAGGAACUGUACAUAUUGUGCAUACACAUUCCCAUUUAGAUUUGCCACAGUCUAAUCUGUGCCUGUCUGCUGGUAGAAGUUCUUAGGAGAAAGGUGAGCCUGAAUUUAGGCUGGCUUAAUUGUUUGGCAAACCAGGCGUGUAGUAGUAGGUCUAAUUUGUAUCAUCAUUUGGAAAUCUGCCCUAAAGCAUGGGACUCCUAUUCAAUUAAAUGUUUUUUUAAAUAUAUUUCAUGGUAAUGCUUCAUUGCAAGGGUAAUACUUUUUGAACUUGAUUGAUUCUGUUUAAAAGAUGGAUGAGAUUCAACAGUAUAAACUUUGCUCUGAGCUCCUGUUAUAAUGCAGAAGACAGGUGCAUUGUUAUUCUUGAACUAUAGAAGCCUGAUUACUAUAAAACGGUCAAUGGGGUGCUCAUGGUAUCAAGAGAGGUGCUAAAUUGGAUGUUCAUUGCCCACUCAUACUUGCUGGGGCCUGGAUCCAGAUCUUUGUGAUUAUCCACAGUACUCCAUAGCAGCUAUCACUAUAAUCAGUAUUGUGGAUGGCAGUGUGAUCUAAGGGAGAUUUUAGUUUUGAAUCCUGCUCAGAUUUAAAAGCUUAACCACCUUGGCCAUAGUUCAUGUUAAAAAAAAAUAAAAUAAAAUAUAUAUAUAUAUAUAUAUAUAUAUAUAUAUAUAUAUAUAUAUAUAUAUAUAUAUAUAUAUAUAUAUAUAUAUAUAUAUAUAAAUAUAAUAUAUAUAUAAUGACCAAUAACAUUGUAGUUAUUAUAAGAUGUUCAGUAACCUUGAGGUUAGGUCUGGGCAGGCAAAAUGUACAGCAACAGCAAUGCUUGGGGAAAACCAGGCUCCUCAUUAGUAGGUUGUUCAGCGUGAAAGGAUGGAGUCAAGACUGUGUGUAUGUAAUUUCAUUCGUAAAACAAUCAAGCUGAAAUUUAUAUAAAAUGCUGGCAGGCAAGUUUUACGUACCAUUCUAUCUUAAAGAGUAAGUAGCAGGGUUCUGAAAAAUAUAGCUUACACAUCUCCACGUGUUGCUACAACUGUAAAUCAUGUACCUGUAACUUUUCUUUUCAUUGUUAACAUCCUGACAACGUUUUACAUAAAGCUAUACCUUUAAAGUCUGUGGAGAUGUAUAAAGCUGUAUUUAUCGGAACUCCGCUACUUACCCUUUAAGGAGUGGAAUGCUAUUAGGGUUCCUCAGAGUGGGACUUGAUAAUGCUGUGUUGAGUUUCAACAUGCAAGACCCUUCAUCAGCCUGCAAAUGUAGACCGUAGUUUGAAUUGCUGACAGUGGUUUGUCUUCUUGCAAGUUCCCCAGGCCCUGAAAAUGAUACGUCAGUGCUGCUGGAAUCAUGUUUCCUAUCUGAGGUCCUUCACUCUUAAGAAUGCACCUGGUUUCCUUAUUUUGAACAAGGUGGGGUUGAGGACCAUCUUCCUCAGGCACUAGGGAAAGAGAAAGACCACCACAAGCACUUUAAGUGGGAGAUGGCAUUAGGGACCUGUCCUGGGGGGAAACACACACACACACACACACACACACAAUCAAAUGACUCAAGUCAUUAGAUUAAAAAUGUCCAUGGCGAUAAGUACAGUUGAACCAUUUUAAUGUCACUAUUAGGAGUUCUCCAAUAACCUGGUAAAAUAAGCAUUAAAUGCAGAAUAAUGUUAAUACAAAUAUACCUGUUUUGCGGUGGAACUUUAAAUGUAGUUGACGCAGGUAGAGGGAUUGCAUUGAUUACAAUUGGUUUCCUUUAAAAAUAAAUAAAUUCUGAACUGUACAACACUGUUGUAUAAUAAAUGCUUUUUUGUGCUGCUAUAGUAGAACUUUUCAAAACUGUAAUGGGACUUUCAAAACUAUUAUUUCCCAAAGUGAUAUUUCGUAGGGUGGAAAUUAGAUUUACGGCUGAUAAAUACGACUGCUGUAAACCAAAGUGUGAUAUUAAAAGAAGCAUUGACUUCAGUUUGAUUCUGACCAGUACAUUUCAAUGUGAUUAUAAGCUGAUAUUAAAUAGGUUUGACUGUACAUACAUUGCAGGUAUACUGUUUGUCAUUCCAGCAUUUGAAAGGCACAAUAACUUUGAAUUGGCAACACCAUAUUCUUCCCAAGAUAUUUCCCCUUAAUAGGUUGAGGAUUAGGGUGUUGCUAUUGAGGAAUGAUGUUUUUUGAACCCUCAGAAUAUGAAAUAUUUUAUUGUAUGACAUGUAUCAGCACUGAGCCCUGUGAAAAAAUAUUUUAAUAAAUCUUAAUAAAAAUACAUGUCUAUGUUGCUUGGCAGUGUGAUAAGAAUCAUACUUCAUUACAAUUUGUUUCUUUUACGGUUCCUUUCCUCAUCAGACAGAUUUGGACCCUGUGAAAUGGGGGAAUCGCUGUAGAAGUGGUGAAAAGCUAAUCAGUUCAGUUCAGAUUCCAGGCAAGUGAGUGAAGCACAUGGCUAACUGAAGUCCCAGUCUAAGUCAGUUUUGGAUUUUGGGUGUCCUGGCUGAUACAGGGUUACACUGGCAAUGAAAAGACUCCUCACUCUACAGUACCUGUAUUUCCCAUGUGUAAUAACAAUGCAGGUGUUGAUUCUGGAAGCAAUCAAAAUAACAUGACAGCAUGCAUUGAUUGUAAUGUUUUUGUUUUGUGGGGGUUAGGUUGGGGGGGGGGGGAAUAUUCGCUUGUGUUAUAAUAAUAAUAAACUGUGGUUUGUUGAACAUUCCUAGAAAAAGAUUAUUAAAGAUCCCAUCUGCUUAUUUUUUA